AUGGCAUUCGAAGCCCAGGAGGUUGGCAUGGAUGAGGUAAUGGCUUUGGCCGCUUCAUCGUUUUGGGACGAGGCAGAAUGGGUCUUGCAAGAGAUGGCCCGCCCCCCUGGCUGUAACCGGACCACCUGGUGGAUCAUGGACAACGACAGUGGCGAUCCCAUGGCAGAUGUCGGCAUUUAG
This is a messenger RNA of Anthostomella pinea, 180 nucleotides long. NCBI's taxonomy places the organism in Eukaryota, Fungi, Ascomycota, Sordariomycetes, Xylariales, Xylariaceae. The record is from the annotation of a GenBank genome assembly.